AGGAAACUGCUGCCUGUGCUUCCUCUGUUCAGCCCAGCCCUGUCCUCUGAACCCUGCACACAACGGCUGAAGCUAUGGGCAUGUCUGCGGAGGAAGAGGACUCCAGCAGCCCUAAAGAUGAGGAAUGGCCAGAAGUGGAGAAGGCUGAGAAGCUGGCAAGAGGAGCUGCCUUGAAAUGGGCUUCUGGGGUAUUUUACCACCCAGACAAGUUGGAGGGUCUUGGGCACUAUUGGAGGCGGGAGACGCAGCGGAACAACUCCAUCCAAUCCCGGCUAAAGUCGACUGUCCAGUCCUACCUGGAGGGGGUAAGUGCAGGCCUGGAACAGCUGUGCAUGGCUACUGAUGAAGUGCAGAGCGUGUGUCAAGAUCUGGGGACAGUGCAGUGGAACCUCUUGGGCAGUGCUGAGUGUUUCCAAAACCUUGAGCAGCUGCGAGCUGUGGUGACAGACCAUGUGCAGCUGGGCUUGGUGGUGCAGUCUCUUCCUCAGCUGGUCUCAGUACAUGAGCUCCUUUCUCAGACCCUCCAUCUCCUUCAUGAUCAGCAUCUCCUGGAAGCCCAUGCUGGGCUCAUGGUCCUAGAGCGUCUUCGUGAUAAUACCCUCUCCCAGCUGCAUCACAGCGACCUCUUGAAUGCCCAGGAUCUGGACAUUGUGGAGUCCUACUUCAGUGGCCUGCAGAAGGUGAAUGAGGAGCUGACCCGGCAGCUGUGGAAUAUCAUUGGCAGGAGCAUGAAGCUUGUACAUGAGGACCCAGCCCUCUUUGUCUCUGCUGUGCGGAUUAUUGAGAGAGAAGAGAACAUUGAUGCCCUGUUCCUGGACACCCGCUCCCACCACUUCCUUCCCCCAGGACGCCCCAAAAGUUGGAGGCAGAAGUUCUACCAGGUCCUUCAGGAAACCAUCACUGUUGCCCAUUUUCAGGCCAGUCAUGCAGACAUGAAGGGCCCGGGGAUGGCUAGGCACCUAGCUGCUCUGCAGAGCAACAUCCUGGCAGAGCUGUGUGUGGUGAAGGACCUGAUGGUGCAGUGCUGUCCUGUGCACUACAAUAUCGUGAAUGUCUGCACCAUCAUGUACCAUCAGGGCCUGUCCAGUCACCUGCAGGACAUCCUCAGUUGGGACCUAGACAAACAAGAGAUCUUCAUCGUCCUUGACUGGGUUCUGCAUGUGUACCACAGCCCAGAAAUGAUGAGUCACCCUGACCUUCUUCCUGAGGUGGAUGUAUCAACUCUGGGCCCCCUGGUCCCUCCUGAGGUGGUGGAUCACAUGGAGAGGAAAUACGUGGUGAAAGUCAGAGGUAAUAUGACUGAGUGGAUGCAAAGGACACUUGAGGUGGAAUACAAAGAGUGGUUCAGGGAAGAGGAACCAGAAAUGGAUCAUCAGGGCUUCUUCCAGUCUGCCUUGCCAGUCAUUAUCAUGCAGAUGCUGAAUGAGAAUAUCCGGGUGGCCUCUCUGAUCACAGACUCUCUCCAGCAGAAGGUUUACACCAUGGCCAUGGAUGAGCUGGAGACCUUCCUGGCCAGGUUGCGAGAGGCCCUGGUGGAGUAUGGGAAGGAGCACCAGCGAGACCGGGCCAAACCUAAGUAUUAUGUCCCCUACCUCCUGGCUGUGCUCAACAACAACAUGGUGCUCAGCUCCUCCAUCUGCUCUCUGCACCCCAAUGGUGACUUGCUAUCUGAACCCAGGGAGAUCCCUACCUCCCUUAAGGCAGCACUGGACAGGACCCAGAAGAAAGCUUGCCAGCUGUUGCUGGAGGAGCUGCUGGUGGAUCUACAGCCCCUGUAUAUGCAGCUGCCUUCUCGCAAGUGGCUAUCUGGGUCCCAGCUGGUGAACAGCACGUGUGAAGUGAUAGACAAGUAUGUGAGAGACUUCGCCAGAGUCAGGAAACCCAUCUUCAAGCUCCUGCUGUCAGAGAGUGAGCACUUAGUUAUGAGUCAGUACCUCCGGGCACUCAUGCAGAAGAAGUUGGUGUGCAAGAGUGAGGAGGAGAGGAGCCAGUUCUCUCAUCGGCUGCUCCAGGACGCUACACAGCUUGGGGACCUGUUCCACUCACUGGGCCUGGACAAGAGUGAACAGACCAUUGAGGUGAUAGUUGCGCUCCAGGAACUCAUCCGCCUCAAGGACCCAGCAUUGCUCAGUCUGGAGGUCUUGGGCUUUGUGACAAAAUACCCUGACAUCAGUGAUGAACAUGUGUCAGCCCUGCUGGAUCUCCGAGGCGAUGUCUCCAAAGAGGUCCGGAACAUGGUGAUGGAGAUGAUGGCACAAAAUCCGCAAGCCCUGCCUGAAAACUACCAGCCAAUCUUCAGUAACAUCCUGGUCCCAGGUCCAGAGCUGCCUUUCUGCCUUCGCAAGGGCAAGUGUGCCUGAUACCUGGUCAUGCAAUUAGGUUUUCUCAAGCUUUCUACCUGCCCUGGGACCUCUGUGAAUAAGGGACUGACUGUGAGCAGACCCCGAGGCCCACUGUGGGGUUAAUCAAAGACCGCUGGGUCUGUGUACUGGUGCAGUGCAUGGUGUGGAAGGCACCACCUGACCUCUUGAGGCAGUGGGUGCAGCAUAAGGCUGGGAAAGCUGGAUAUUAGCCCUGCUGGGCAGGGAGGAUGGGGAAGAGACUGUCCCCUUGAUGCUAGGCCCCAGAGAGCCUUUAGUUGACUGUGGCCCCAGGCAUAUGAUCCUGGGCAGGGCUGGGGAGGGGACAGUGUCUAGGCCUAUUGCUGAGCUGUUCACUACCUGAUUCACCUCUGUCCCCUUGAGCAAUGGGUCUGGGCUUCCCCUUCAUGUUGCUGCUCAUGUUAUGCUCCAUAGUUUACAGGAAGAGAAGGGGGAGCCAAGGGGACAGCAUGGUCAAUGGCAGGUGAGCCUAGAAGCACCCAAACAACCAAGAUUGCUCCAGGAUUCUUCCCCACGUUCCUGCCACAAGUCACUCUGUCCACUGCACCUGUGAGUGUCCAAGUCUUUUGUUCUGUCUUUUUUUUCUUUUCCUGUCACUAAGCUAAGCUAUAGGCCUAAUAAACUUAGGGCUGCAACAGGAUUAUAACAUGUGCACUUCCUUUCUGCUAUGUCAUGUUAAACCUGCCAGCCAGCUAAAGCCCAUCAGGCCAGGCCACAUACUCCUCUUCCACCAUUUACAGAUGCAGACACCAACAGGUGUCUGUGGGGUUCAAGAGACCAGUUAGAGGGUAGUUAUGGAGAAAGCUUCCCCAGGGGCUGUUUCUUCACCUCUGUCUGCUGAGUUCCAGUUCUUAUGCAGAGCCUUUGCCAUAGUCUCUGAGUACCUGUGAACUGUACCAGGCCCUGCAAGCAAAGACAGGGACUGAAACAGCCCCUCAUACUGAGACUAAGCUGGCUGAAGCCCUACACUUCAGUGGGGCUGCUACGGAGGUCCAACCCCUCUCAAGUGUAACAGGUUGUUCUCACCAUUCACGUGGAGGCAUGAGUCCUACUGAACUUUUGGCCUCAAAGGGCGCGUUUACACAUGCAUUAAGAUUCUUUUUCUAAUGCACAUUAAAUUCAGUACCUCCAAUAUGAGGUACUAAAUAAUGCGCAUUAGGCUGCAUUAAUGCACAGUAAUGAAUGCACAUGAUUUUUAAG
This is a messenger RNA of Alligator sinensis (Chinese alligator), 3581 nucleotides long. RefSeq names its product exocyst complex component 3 like 1 (gene EXOC3L1). Lineage: Eukaryota; Metazoa; Chordata; Crocodylia; Alligatoridae. The record is from RefSeq and is a predicted model, not a curated record. Gene Ontology annotation, biological process: exocytosis; exocyst localization. The coding region runs from base 75 to 2360 and encodes 761 amino acids. The transcript is spliced from 13 exons. Gene Ontology annotation, molecular function: SNARE binding. Gene Ontology annotation, cellular component: exocyst.